Oppiella nova is the source of this 219-nucleotide messenger RNA. The record is from the annotation of a GenBank genome assembly. NCBI's taxonomy places the organism in Eukaryota, Metazoa, Arthropoda, Arachnida, Sarcoptiformes, Oppiidae.
AUGGUCCGGGUGUUUGGUAUCGGAUUAGGUCUGUUUUUAAUGAGUAUACUAUGGCCGACGGCAAUACUAUUAUACAUGUUUAGUCGUAGAGCUAAACCUCCGGUCACACAAUCGGACACUAGUGAUGAGAUUGUUGAGGUGGUGGACAGGAGGGCCCCCGACAUGAUACCGAAAUUAUCUGAACUCAACAUUAAGACUGUAAAGCCGUUUAUCCGAUGA